GUGGGAGCCAGAUGUGGCAGUGCUGCUGCCGCCAACAGUGAGACUGAGAACCCAUGAGCCGAGUGCUGGGGACACCGCCUCCAUCUCCGCCUUCCUCACAGCGCUCCAAGAUACCUUCUUGCCUACGGAUCCUCCCCUCUCAGCUCCUGCAAGCGCUCACCUCAUCGUCUGCUGAUCCUCUUUCGCCGCAGGUUCACAGCGGAGGCAGCGCGGCAAGGUGUCCCAUUUGGGCACGUGAGGCCCGUGAUCCCCGGACGUGGGGAGGUGGGCACUGGACUAGAAAACCGGAGGAUUGGGGUUGCCCCUUUCCUCCUCCUGCAGGCAUGAAGACCCUUCACAAAAAGGCAGCUGCAGAUCAGCAAACCAGGGAAACUGAUGAUCACCACAUUGGAUCUGCAAAUAUGAGGAAGAAAAAGACCUGUCAAAAGAAGCAGAGGGGCAGACCUUCAUCCCAGCUCCGAAGGAACAUAGUGGGCAGCAGAAUUUCACAUGGAUGGAAAGAAGGCAAUGAGCCCAUCACGCAGUGGAAAGGAACCGUUCUGGAUCAGGUGCCUAUCAAUCCCUCUCUUUACCUGGUCAAAUAUGAUGGAAUUGACUGUGUCUAUGGACUGGAACUUCACAGAGAUGAAAGGAUUUUAAAGCUUAAAAUCCUUCCUGAUAAGGUGCCAUGUUCUCGAGUCACAGAUGUGUGCCUUGCAAAUACCAUAAUUGGGAAAGCUGUGGAACAUAUGUUUGAGGGUGAGCAUGGUUCCAAAGAUGAAUGGAGGGGAAUGGUCUUAGCCCAAGCACCUAUCAUGAAAGCCUGGUUUUAUAUUACCUAUGAGAAGGAUCCUGUCUUAUACAUGUACCAGCUUCUAGAUGAUUACAGAGAAGGAGACCUCCGUAUCAUGCCAGAGUCCAGUGAGUCUCCUCCAACAGAGAGGGAGCCAGAAGGAGUUAUAGAUGGCCUCAUAGGUAAACAUGUGGAAUAUACCAAAGAAGAUGGCUCCAAAAGGACAGGCAAGGUCAUUCACCAAGUGGAAGCCAAACCCUCUGUGUAUUUCAUCAAGUUUGAUGAUGAUUUCCAUAUCUAUGUCUAUGAUUUGGUGAAAAAGUCCUAACUGUUAGGGUAAACUUUGCCACAUUUGUGAGAAUAAAUGUAUACUUUGUAGAUGUGCAAAAUAAUGUUGCUUUUCAGUGUAUUGAAAGCUUAAGGGUCCCUGUUAAUUCAACAUCUUUGCCAGCAUAACUGUUGUUUUGUUUUGAAAAAUACAAAUUUAUGUGGACAUGACAUGCUGUGUGUAAGGACUUUGUCAUGUUGAAAAGAUUGGGUGUGUUUGGUGGAUGGGGCAUGAAAGGAAGGGACAGCUGUAAAUGCAGGCUGUGAAUAAAGUUCAGCUAGUAUCAUAAUCAGUCAUCUAAAAAUGGAAUAGGACUUAGCUGGUCUGGUCUAGAGAGGGGGGAGGAGAAGGAACUAGA
Messenger RNA from Prionailurus viverrinus (fishing cat), 1458 nucleotides. Its product is annotated as spindlin-2. Gene Ontology annotation, biological process: regulation of DNA-templated transcription; gamete generation. NCBI's taxonomy places the organism in Eukaryota, Metazoa, Chordata, Mammalia, Carnivora, Felidae. The transcript has 2 exons. Bases 54 to 1100 code for a protein of 348 amino acids. The record is from RefSeq and is a predicted model, not a curated record. Gene Ontology annotation, cellular component: nucleoplasm; cytosol.